AUGUCGACCGUAUCGCCAGAAACAACAAACGCGGACGUAAUCUCGCCUCCAAAAUACACAGCAAACGCUGAAUUACCCCAAGACGAGAAAAUCGCAAUUGAACAGCCAAAAGUCGACGACGAGAACCUCCCCGAAGUCGUCACCAGCCCAGCGCAAAUGAGUCCUCCCCCCGCAAGCGAAUAUCGUCCCGUCUCGACUGUUUCUCCCGCGCCCGAAAGUACAUUGAACUGGGACGCUACACAAUCGCCACCGAUCCUACAGCACCCUGCUCUUGCGCAGCAGCAGUACGCGGGGCAUCAGUCCAUGGCCAUUCCAGCGCAACAGGUUCCCCCGGGAGAAACUGUCACGCCGUUGCAUUUGCUGGCUGACCAGGCUGAUAUGAUGGAUUGUCCGUUUUGUCAGCGUCGCGCCGAGACAAAGGUUAAGAAGUCUGCUUCUUCAAUGACACAUAUCUACGCAACCGCUCUUUUCUUCACGACUCUUUUUGGUGUUAUUUUCCCGUACGCAUGUCAUUGCGCGCCAAACAUUAGCCAUUUCUGCAAGAACUGCGGUCGCAAAGUCGCCUUCAAGGAGCGCGGUGGCGAAAUGGAGGCACUCGGUACGCCAGAUCAUUUGAGAGAGGUUUCAAAGUAUCCAGCUGCUCCGCCCAAGCAGAAAUGA
Molecule: messenger RNA, 660 nt
Organism: Fusarium subglutinans
Lineage: Eukaryota; Fungi; Ascomycota; Sordariomycetes; Hypocreales; Nectriaceae
Exons: 3
Coding region: 1-660 (219 amino acids)
Source: RefSeq, a predicted model, not a curated record